Molecule: messenger RNA, 998 nt
Organism: Xylona heveae TC161
Lineage: Eukaryota; Fungi; Ascomycota; Xylonomycetes; Xylonales; Xylonaceae
Exons: 2
Coding region: 109-957 (282 amino acids)
Molecular function (GO): protein binding
Source: RefSeq, a predicted model, not a curated record
CACUCAUCUCGCACCUUGCCCAUCCGGUCGUGGGAACUUGUCCACUUGUUAUGUUGUUCUAUCGUUCCUAAUAUUGCAAGCCGCAGCAGCCCCCUCUGAGAGCUACCUAUGAACCCUUUGAAGAGAUCAUACGAUAACCAAAAUCUCGCCAGUAUGAAGCAAGAAGAAGAAGAAGCCGACUAUGCGUACGGCUAUGAGAAUCCUGAGAAGCAAAAUACCUUUGAGCGCGCGUAUACUGAUGAUGAUUAUUGUUCACCCUGUAUUUCUUUCAGAAUCCCAUUCAAAGAUCUCAACGAAGUCAUUACCAUCAAAGUGGGGCCCCGAGAACACAUUUUUCGCCUUCAUGCAAAGCUUCUCCAACAAGAAUCUGACUUUUUCCGCGCCGCUCUCAGCGGCGGAUAUUCACCCGACGAUGUCGAUAACAACGGUGAUGGCUGUCCAGCAAUUAAACCCCGGGCCCAAACUCGCGCCGCUUUUCGCGAAGCGCUCACCAGAUCCGUCGUCUUGCCCGGCGAAGACGUCGACACGUUUGACUAUUUCGCCACAUGGCUGUACACUGACCAGCUGUACCAUCCAGAGGUAGAUGCGGAUCGGCCGGCAUUUUUUCUUCUCUUGCGCCUCUACGCUCUCGCGGAUCGACUGCUUGCUUCGAGCCUCCAAUCUCAGCUCAUACGUCGGCUAGAGAAGCGUGCGGCGGCGACGAAUACCGCGCCCACGCCGGCAGAUACAAAAUUGUUGUACGAAUCAACCCAUCCGCAGUCCGAGAUGCGUCGAGCGGUGGUGGCGCUUUUUGCGCGCAUGAAGACGGAAACACUGCUAUCGACGCAAAAGGGUAGUUGGCAUCCAGAGUUUCUCAGAGAUUUAGUCGUGGUGCUCAAGAAAGACGGAGGCAAAAGCAAGAAAAAGGACAAGGAAAAGGACAAGGACAGGUACAAGGGAAAAUCCAGCUGCAUUUGAUCUAUCAUAUCAUUUUGGAAAUCCAAUUAUUUAGAUUGGGC